Messenger RNA from Beta vulgaris subsp. vulgaris (sugar beet), 2182 nucleotides. RefSeq names its product heparanase-like protein 2. The record is from RefSeq and is a predicted model, not a curated record. Gene Ontology annotation, cellular component: membrane; plant-type cell wall. Bases 383 to 2017 code for a protein of 544 amino acids. The transcript has 10 exons. Lineage: Eukaryota; Viridiplantae; Streptophyta; Magnoliopsida; Caryophyllales; Amaranthaceae. Gene Ontology annotation, molecular function: beta-glucuronidase activity.
ACCCAUUAAAAAAGCAAAGAACCAAACAAAGCAACACGAAUCAUCAGUCCAAACUCCAAACUACUCCCCCAAAAAGCAGCUGCCUUCCCACAACAACCACUUCUACCAAAAACACUUGACACUUAACAAAACUUAGCUUCACAGUACCCAGAUCUAUAAACCUCUUAAUCACACUUUUUGCAUUGGGAUUUUAAAUUAUUUCACAUUUUUGCAUAAAAAAGUUGUCAUUUUUAUUGCAUUAGGAAAAAAAAAUUGUUGGUGCAGGAAAAAAGAUGCAGAGUAUUGCCAAAGUGGUAUGCUUUACAAGUUUUUUGAUUCUAUUUUUCAUCUGGAAAUACUAAGUCUUUUGGUGCAAGUGCUAAAGUAGAUCUCUAGUUCAGUCAUGGGAAGCCAGCAGCUGGUUUUGUGCUGUUUGUUGUUGUUGGCUUGUCUUCCAUCCAUUUUGGCUCAAGAAAUUGCGGGUGCCAUUUUGCGUGUCGAUGGCGGUCAUGUUAUGGCCGAGACAGAUGAAAAUUAUGUCUGUGCUACGGUUGAUUGGUGGCCUCAUACUAAGUGUGACUAUAAUCAAUGCCCAUGGGGAUACGCUUCGAUAAUGAACUUGAAUCUAUCUCAUCCACUUCUUGCAAAAGCUGUGCAAGCUUUCACACAUUUGAGAGUAAGACUUGGGGGUUCCUUGGAAGACCAAGUAGUAUAUGAUGUUCCAAGUUUGAAGCUUCCUUGUCAUCCGUUUUGGAAACAAUCUAGUGGAUUAUUUGGUUUUUCGAGGGGAUGCUUGCACUUGGGUCGUUGGGAUGCCCUGAAUCAUUUCUUCAGUCAGUCAGGUGCAAUUAUUACUUUUGGCAUAAAUGCACUCUAUGGAAGAAAGAAAUCCAAAAAUGAUGUUUGGAUUGGACCUUGGGACUCUAGCAAUGCUUAUGAUUUUAUGAAGUACACUAUCUCCAAGGGUUACCACAUUGAUUCAUGGGAAUUCGGUAAUGAGUUGAGUGGAAGUGGUGUUGCUGCAAGAGUUGAUGCAGCACAGUAUGGGAAAGAUUUGAUCAAACUAAAAAGAAUCAUUGAUGAAUUGUACACAAAGUCACCCUCGAAACCUUCACUUUUAGCACCCGGAGGAUUUUUCAGUGAGAAGUGGUUUUCUCAGCUUCUCCGAGUUACAGGGCCAGGAGUACUUAAUGGCUUGACACAUCAUAUUUACAAUCUGGGUCCAGGUAAUGAUCCUGAUCUUAUGAAUAAGAUAUUGGACCCUCAUCACUUGAGUAAGAUAUCAAAAACAUUCGAUGUUCUCAAUAAAACAAUCCACGAAUUCGGUCCUUGGGCUCAUGCUUGGGUUGGUGAAGCUGGUGGUGCUUAUAACAGUGGAGGUCGUCUUGUUUCUGAUGCCUUUAUUGACAGUUUCUGGUACUUAGAUCAGCUUGGAUUAGCUGCCACAUACAAUACCAAAGUCUAUUGUAGACAGGCAUUGAUCGGUGGCAAUUAUGGCCUCCUCAAUAAAAACACAUUUGUCCCUAACCCAGACUACUACAGUGCACUUCUGUGGAAUCGAUUAAUGGGAAAGAAGGUUCUUCCUGUUGAUAAUGUUGCUUCACCUUACUUACGCUCAUAUGCCCACUGUGCAAAAGGAAGAGCUGGUAUUACUUUGCUCUUAAUCAAUCUAAGCAAGAACACCAGUUUUAUUGUCAAACUGCAAAACACAAUGAACAAAGACUUGCAUAUAUCUAAUGAUAUGAUCUUCAAAGAAGAUUCCUUGACGCGUGGCCUUAAGAAGACGGUUUCUUGGGUUGGAAGCAGAGCCUCGGAUGGACAAUUGCAUCGAGAGGAAUAUCAUUUGACACCCAAGGAGGGACACUUGCAGAGCCAAACUAUGGUGCUGAAUGGGAAACCUUUGCAGAUAUCAGAACAUGGAGAUAUUCCUGUUCUGGAACCUGCGUUUGUUGCUGUAAAUUCUCCUCUAUAUAUUUCUCCAUUGUCUAUUUCCUUCGUAGUCUUUCCCUACUUUGAUGCUCCAGCGUGCAAGCGUUGAUUCUUUUCUCGAUAUGGUCACUAAAGUGACUCGCCCACAGUUGCUUCAUAUAGGUUAGAUUCUUUGUGCUCUGUGCUGCUGUAAUUAUCAACAAUCACAAUUACUUUAUCAGUCAUUUUCCAUGAAUUUUUUGAGGAAUAAAGAAAGUUAAUAGUUAUUUUGAUU